Molecule: messenger RNA, 4492 nt
Organism: Salvelinus fontinalis (brook trout)
Lineage: Eukaryota; Metazoa; Chordata; Actinopteri; Salmoniformes; Salmonidae
Gene: syt14b
Product: synaptotagmin XIVb
Exons: 10
Coding region: 68-2041 (657 amino acids)
Source: RefSeq, a predicted model, not a curated record
GUGACUGUGGUUUGAAGAACAACCAAUCGAGUGAAGUGACCGCAGAUGACUAUGAACCCCACUUGGAAUGGGUGUGGAAAGACGGAGGCUGGCGGCCGUAAAACCAGGGGAGAGUUCUGUGGGGGACAAGGAACCAGAAGAAAAAAGGAAGGAGGAGGAGAAGAAUAAGGAGGUGAAGGAGAAGAAGAAGGCGGAUAAAGAGAAGAAGAAGGAGGAGGAAAUGCUGAAACAGGAGGAGGAGAGGCUGGAACAGGUGGAGGAAAAUAAAAAUAGUCAUGGGGAGACCAUCAAGGAAGAGCCUAAAGAUAUAGAAACCAGCUUGUCACCUAAAGAGAACCACACUACUUGUCAGGACAAAGAGGGCCAGAAAGAGGACAAAUCCAACGGGCUCCACCAGAGUGACGACCAUAGCGAUCCACCACAGUCUCCUUGCCCUGAGGAAGACUCGAGAGCAUCCAAAAAGAAAAAGAAGGGGGAAGCUGAAGAGGAGGAGAACGAGGUGAGCCCUGAGGGAGAUGGAGAGCAGAACGAGACUGAAGCCGCUAUACCUCCCGCUUCUGAGGGAAAGAAGAAAGAGCGUGACAAGAAGAAUAAGAAGAGGAAAGGGAAGAAAGGGAGCAAGAAGAAGAAGAGAGGGGAUACAGACCAGAGCUGCCCAGAACGUGGCUCUGAGGAGGAUAGUGAGGAGGACAUACCAGGGAGACACUCUGAACCCUCAGCCCAGCACAAAGCCUCAGUCUGGGAUAACAGACAAAAACACACCAGCGAUCACAGCAGUGAAGCCUCCAUUGGACAAACCAACAAUAUCCAGAGGAUGAGACGGGGCUCUCCCCUCAACGAGAACCAGCCUCCCCCGUAUCAGGACGAGGAUAGACCGGUCCGGGUGUCUCUCUCACGGUCGGAGGUAGGGGGCCUGGGGGAGUCGAACCCUGACGGCAAUGGUACAAGGCGCUCCAGCAAGGCCAGCGUUGACCAGGACACUGCGAGUUACCUCAACAAGGGCUAUGAUGAGGAUGUACCUAGUGACAGCACUGCCGUCCUGGGACCAGAGGAUGGUUCACCCUCCCAGCUCCCCGGUGGCUAUGAGCCCGAGCCACUGGCUAAGUACGGCACGCUGGAUGUGGCCUUCGAGUAUGACUCGGGCAAGCAACACCUCGCCGUCACUGUCACUGCGGCAACCGACAUCCCCGUGCUCAAACAGACAGGCAACAUCGCGUGGCAGGUACACCUGGUAUUACUGCCCACUAAGAAGCAGCGGGCCAAGACCGGGGUGCAGAGGGGGCCGUGCCCAGUGUUCACAGAGACCUUCCGCUUCUCCCGGGUGGAGCAGGAGGCACUGGCGGACCACGCCGUCCGCUUCCGCCUCUACAGCAUCAGGAGGAUGAAGAAGGAGAAGGUGUUGGGCGAGAAGGUUUUCUAUUUGACUAAACUCAACCUGCAGGGCAAGAUGGCGCUGCCCGUUACGCUGGAGCCUGGCACUGCACUAAUGGGCUGUGGGUCGUUGGUGAGUGUGUCCCGUAGUGCAGGGGCUCUGUCCUACCGUUCCAACGGGGACUCCACACCAGAAAUUCUACUGGGCCUCAUCUACAACGCCACCACUGGUAGGCUCUCUGCAGAGGUCAUCCAGGGCAGUCACUUCAAAAACACAGCCUCAGACAAACCUCCCAGUGGUCUGUUUUGUUGUAUGAAACAGUUCAUAGGGGGACAACUUUACAUCAUGAGAGACACCUAUGUGAAGCUGACCAUGCUCGACUCCAAGGGCUUGGAGAUGUCCAAGUGCAAGACGUCAGUUUGCCGCGGCCAGCCCAACCCCACUUACAAGGAGACCUUUGUCUUCAAGGUGGCCCUCUUCCAGCUGUCCGAGGUCUCGCUGGUGGUGUCCGUGUACAGCCGGAGGAGCAGCAUGAAGGCCAGGGAGAGGGUGGGUUGGGUGUCCCUGGGGCUCAACAGCACCGGAGAGGAGCAGCAGGCCCACUGGAGCCAGAUGAAGGAGGCCGGGGGACAGCAGGUGUGCCACUGGCACGCGCUCUUGGAAUCUUGAACAUGUCUUAAUGAGAAUCACAAGAUAUCAUCGAUGACAUAGGAGGAGAAUUAUUAUAGGGUAUCUUGAUCUCGGUGUUGAAAGGGGAUAGGUUCCUUGACCUUCCAUCAGAGAUGGAGACGAGGAACCAUCUACCAAUGCUAUGCAUAUGAACCUGGAAUGGGAUGUGUGUGAGGGUGCAGCGCUAUGAGAGGCAGGUGGAUUCCACAUGGAGUCUCUGUUCAUUAAGUGCUGCUUUAAAUACCCUUUAAUAUGUAAAACAGCCACUUGACCUGAGAAAGACAGACUGGUUCUAAGCAAUGACUUCCUGCUCCUGUCGUGAUCAAUGUGGACUGAUCUUUUAAUACAACAGCUGAUAGACCUCAGUUAUGAACUGAUCCUGAAAUAGACGAAACUGCUACUGAAAUGAACACAGCUGGUUCGGAAAUGGACCAUUCAGUCUCAGAUUGAGGCCAAUUUUGUGUCAUUAAUUUCCCAUAUUCUGGUCCAUAAUAAUAUUUUUGCAUGUAAUUGUUUACAGAAGAUGAUCAAAAUACAACCAUACAUAUCUUGUACAAUGGACCAUUUUCAUCCUGAACCGAGGACCAAAGAGUGUGUGGAAGAACAACGACCAAAAUAAGCCAGCCCCCUCACAUUCUUCUGGAGUUGUACUGGCCAUAGAAAUAGAAUUACAAGAAAGGGAAAAGCCCCUCAGACCACUGCAAUUUAAAUGAUACAAUCAUGGAUUCACUCAAUAUGGCCGACAUGGUAAUUCUAUUUUUAAUGGUACUGACUUCAAAUAACACCAGCGUCAGUCAUUUCUCAACUGAUGCUCUUAGCCUUUGGUAACAGGUAUGAUGCAAUGGAAGACUGUUAAAGCCUAUUUUUACACUGUUACAUUAACAUGACAUUAUGCAACAUCCAUUUGACUUUGUAAUUUUUUGUUUAAUAUUUGGGGUUUCUUUUUACAGCUGUUUCAUCUCCCGUUAUAAUACCGUGUAUUUUCGUGUGUGCAUGUGUUCAAGAACACAAAAUACAUCUUCAGUGGCCUUGCAUCAUCCGAAUCACAUUUAGCAUCAUUUGAGAAUAGAAAAACUGUAUUUGUUUUGUGGCUCACUGAAUCAAACAACUCUGUAGCCUAUAUCAUCCUUAUAAAAGACCCAUCACCUUUCAUGCAUUACAUAUUCGAAGGCUUGACCUUUUCCACAUUUUGUGUUACAGCCUGAAUUUCAAAUGGAUUAAAUAGAUUUUUUUUGUCACUGGCCUACACACAAUACCCCAUAAUGUCAGUGGAAAUUGAAAAAAUAUAUAUAAUUAAAAAUGACUGAAAUAUCUUGAGUCAAUAAGUACUCAAUCUCUUUGUUAUGGUAAGCCUAAAUAACUUCAGGAGUAAAUUUGUGCUUAACAAGUUGCAUGUACUCACUGUGUGUGCAAUAAGUGUUAAACAUAUUUUUUGAUUGACUAUCUCCGUACCCCACACAUAAAUAUAAUUGUAAGGUCCCUUGCAAAGAAGAGUACCUUUUUGUAGAUGGGUAAAAAAACUAUAAUUGAAUAUCCCUUUGAGCAUGGUGAAGUUAUUAUUUACACUUUGGAUGGUGUAUCAUUACACCCAGUCACUACAAAGAUACAGGCGUACAUCCUAAUUCAGUUGCCUGAGAGGAAGGAAACAGCUCAGGGAUUUCACAAUGAGACCAAUGGUGACUUUAAAACAGUUACAGAGUUGAAUGGCUGAGGAUGGAUCAACAACAUUGUAGUUACUCCACAAUACUAACCUAAAUGUAGGAGUGAAAAGAAGAAAGCCUGUACAUAUUACAAAUAUUCAAAAACAUGCAUCCUGUUUGCAACAAGGCACUAAAGUAAUACUGCAAAAACUGUUCCAAAGCAAUUAACUUUUUGUCCUGAAUACAAAGCGUUAUGUUUGGGGAAAUUCACUUUACUGAGUACCACUCCAUAUUUUCAAGCACAAUGGUGGCUGCAUCAUGUUAUGGGUAUGCUUGUAAUCAAUAAGGACUGGGGAGUUUUCCAGGAUAAAAACUAAACGGAAUGGAACGAAGCACAGGCAAAAUCCUAGAGGAAAACCUGGUUCAGUCUGCUUCACCAUUCAGCAGGACAAUAACAUAAAACACAAGGCCAAAUAUACACUGGAGUUGCUUACCAAGAAGACGGUGAAUGUUCCUGAGUGGCCAAGUUACAGUUUUGAAUCUACUUGAAAAUCUAUGACAAGACCUGAAAUUGGUUGUCUAGCAAUGAUCAAUAACCAAUUUGACAGAGCUUGAAGAAUUUUUUAAAGAAAAAUGUGCAAACGUUGCACAAUCCUGGUGUGGAAAGCUCUUCGAGAUUUACCCAGAAAGACUCACAGCUGUAAUCGCUGCCAAAGGUUCUUCUACAAAGUAUUGACUUGGGUGUGAAUACUUACGUAAAUUAGAUAUUUCUGUAUUUCAUUUUCAAUAAAUGUACAAAAAUGUCAAAAUA